AUGUACGAUCAGCUGCUGGUGGUGGAACUCUCGGGGAUCAUUGACCCCGAUUUCCUGUUGAAAUGUCAGAACAAGUGCAAAAUUGUGGGCAUUGACACUGACCAGCCCGUCAUACAGGUGGACAGGUGUGUCUUUGCUGGAGAGUACGAAGACGUGCUGGGAACCUGCAUUAUAUUUGAAGAGGAUUCGGAGCACGAUCCCGAGGCGGAGGAUAAACCGCUGCUGAAGUACAAAUGCCACACGGCGAAGAAGCUGCUGAUGAAGCGAACGUUCCUCAGUGACAAGGAGGGAGACGAGAGCGCAGGAGGUGUGGAGUAUUUGAAGCUUAACGAUAACGAAUUCACGCGGAGGGCCGGACUGAUCUGCAACUUCCUCACAAGCCGAAAGAGGGGUGAGGGGAGCGGACAUGGUGUGCAGGGAGGCCACGGUUCAUCCCCCACACGGUGUAGGAAAACCUCCAACCAGGAUUCGGGGUCCGAAGACGAGGCCAACGGCAGCGAGCACAGUGAGGUGGGCAGCCUCACACCGGAGACCCCUGGAGACGCCGUGGCUCUCGACGUCUCUGAACACUGAGGGACUGUGAGGAUGGAGGAGCUCGCAGAGCAGGGUGUGAUCUCCGGCUCCUGUUCGUUUCUUUAUUGAUUUUUUACAUCUUUUCCAAGUAACUUUUCACCUAUUUUCUCCUUCCUUGGCAUCGUAUAAUACUGCGCAGCCUGUGGUUCAGGUAUGUCAAAUUUGUGGAGUCCUGUAGCUCAGCGGUCAGAGCACUUGCCUCGCAAGCGGAGAGGAUCUGGGUUCAGUUCCUGAACAGGGUGAGACAUUAGGCAAGAUUCCUUACCCCACACGCCUCUGAUUACCUCGCAGCAAAUAGAAACCCGGUUGUUAGUCGAUUGGGAGAUUGCUUUUCUGGGACUAAUGAUUUCUCCACAAAGAAAAGCUCAAUCCACGUGUUUGUAGGACGCUGCUGUGCGCUAUCGGCUGCCAUGUGUCUCCCAGAAAAUAUACGGUCAAUUCACUUUACAGUAUAUCCUGUGAAGCGCAUGAGGACGCCCUUCUGGGGUGAAAGGUGCUGAACCAAAUCAUGGGUUAUUUUACUAUUUCUAUUAUUUACAGUUUGUAGGACCUGGCGAUGUGCAAACUGCCUCCGAACACACAGUCAAUUGAUGGCAAUUUCCUGUGAAGCUCUUUGUAAGGGUUAAUGUCAUUCUGUGCCCUUUCCUGCCGGACAUUCGCUGAAAGUGCAAACUCCUUACCAGUUCCUGGGUCAACCCCACUCGGAUUGCCAUGAGAUCCAUAAAAACCUGCGAGAAAAGUAUGUUUAUUUAAAAUUAUCUUUUUUGAACGUUUCACAAUAAAAAGAUCUAUAAAUAA
Molecule: messenger RNA, 1371 nt
Organism: Callorhinchus milii (elephant shark)
Lineage: Eukaryota; Metazoa; Chordata; Chondrichthyes; Chimaeriformes; Callorhinchidae
Gene: gtf3c6
Product: general transcription factor IIIC, polypeptide 6, alpha
Exons: 6
Coding region: 1-573 (190 amino acids)
Biological process (GO): transcription by RNA polymerase III
Cellular component (GO): transcription factor TFIIIC complex
Source: RefSeq, a predicted model, not a curated record